Peromyscus leucopus (white-footed mouse) is the source of this 1352-nucleotide messenger RNA. It is a transcript of the gene Pnmt, whose product is annotated as phenylethanolamine N-methyltransferase. Gene Ontology annotation, molecular function: phenylethanolamine N-methyltransferase activity. The transcript is spliced from 3 exons. Lineage: Eukaryota; Metazoa; Chordata; Mammalia; Rodentia; Cricetidae. Gene Ontology annotation, cellular component: cytosol. The record is from RefSeq and is a predicted model, not a curated record. The coding region runs from base 423 to 1280 and encodes 285 amino acids.
UAUCCAAACUUUGGGGAAGAAAAGGGAUGGGAUGCUGGGCAGAAGUGGGAGGCUGGAUAGGAGUUGGGGCGCCUGGCAGGGGAUCUGGAACUGAGUUUGGGGGUGCAGGGUAGCACUGGAAGGGGUGAGCAGGGGAAGGUGUGUAUGGGUGGAGGGUUGUCAGCUCAAGUGCAGAGCGAGGGUGCCGCAGAAGCUAUGUUCUAGAGGGUGCCCCCAUACACUCCUCCCUACCCUGUGCGUCCGUUGCUCCGGACAUUAACAGAGAUGGAUGUGGUGACAGAGACGUAGUGGCCCCAGGCGCCUCAUCUCUCAGCUGCCGCCUCCGCCCUCGCGACGGAGGGAGUCAGGGCAGCUUGGGGGGGGGCAGUGGUAGAUAAAGGGAUGGUGAGUCUAGAUGGGGAAUAGGAGGCCCCAACAGAAGCAUGAGCAGUGGCACAGAUCUGAACCACGCUGCAGGGAUGGCCUCUGACUCGGACCCUGGCUGGGCAGCUGUCGCCUCGGCUUACCAGCACUUCGAGCCCCGCGCCUACCUCCGCAACAACUACGCUCCUCCUCGUGGGGACCUGAGCAGCCCUGAUGGCGUCGGGCCUUGGAAGCUGCGCUGCAUGGCACAAACCUUUGCCACGGGGGAGGUGUCUGGACAGGCCCUCAUAGACAUUGGUUCAGGCCCCACCAUAUACCAGCUGCUCAGUGCCUGUGCCCACUUUGAGGACAUCACCAUGACGGAUUUCUUGGAGGUCAACCGGCAGGAGCUGGGCCUCUGGCUUCGGGAGGACCCGGGAGCUUUCGACUGGAGUGUAUACAGCCAGCAUGCUUGCCUCAUCGAGGGCAAGGGCGAGUCCUGGCAGGAGAAGGAGCGCCAGCUGAGAGCGAGGGUGAAGCGAGUCCUGCCCAUUGAUGUGCACCAGCCCCAGCCCCUGGGGACUUCAAGCCUGGCACCCCUGCCUGCCGAUGCCCUGGUCUCCGCCUUCUGCCUGGAGGCUGUGAGCCCAGAUCUCGCCAGCUUCCAACGGGCUUUGCAUCACAUCACCACACUGCUGAGGCCUGGGGGUCACCUCCUCCUCAUUGGGGCCCUGGAGGAGUCGUGGUACCUUGCUGGGGAGGCCAGGCUCUCUGUGGUACCAGUGUCGGAGGAGGAGGUGAGGGAGGCCCUGGUCCUUGGCGGUUAUGAGGUCCGAGACCUUCGCACCUACAUCAUGCCUGCCCACCUUCGCACGGGUGUGGAUGACGUCAAGGGCAUCUUCUUUGCCUGGGCUCAGAAGAUGGGGGUGCAGGUGUGAGGGCCCCACAUGCCAGGUGUCCUCAAUUUCCUUAUUAUCUGAAGUGGCACCUAAUAAAGCAACAGUCCCUGC